UAUAUAGGACCCCGGAACCCGUUCUCCCCCCCCCCACAAACCUGCUGUGUCUGGUUCUGGUUUUGGGAACAACCCAUUGCGUUUUGCUGGCUGUCGACUGAGUGCUAGCAUUGCAUUGUUUUGCAAUUCGACGCGUCCCGCCGACGCCAACGGCACAAGCACCUGCCUGGAUUUAAAGGCUUGGCUGUGUUGUUUGUUGUUUGAAUCUUUAUUAUCACGGCCUGACUGACCUGCCUGACCUGACACCCACGACGCACAGGACACGCACUCACGACCCGAUACGCUCAUUACGAUACACGACGGCACGACGACGUAUACGACCCGCGGCCCGACCCGACACUACCCCGACACGACAGGCCGAAAGCAAGGCGAACCAAGGAGAGGAGGCACUCCACACUCUCUAUCAGUGCUGGCUGGCUGCUUGCCUGCAUAGCCAUCCUGGAAACUACCAGUAGAAAUUGUCAGCGACGACGACGACAAAAGCAGCCGCCAUGAAUAUUUGGGCAGUUUCCAACACGCCCGUGCACUCGGUCGAGAGGCGUCCGUGGCGGAGGAGCGAAAAAAAGCCCAAAUUCUUUGGCACCGAGCCGGCCGCGGCCGUCCAGCCUGUAGCCCUUGAGUCCGAGCCCGAUAUGGCCCGGCACGACGAGGCCAUUGCCCGUCUCCUGCAGCCCGCCAUGGACGGCCCGCCGUCACCAGAGAGCAUUCGCGCCCUCAACAAGCAGGUCAUGCGGGCCCCGUCCAGCGGAGACCGGCACCACAGCCAGACCUCGUCAUCGGGUUCGUCUUCGCUGCGCUCUCUCACCUCGGCCGACAGGCCAUCGUGGGACACGCCAGCCGAGAGCCUGCCACUCUCAAGGAAGUCGUCCGGGAGGUCGACAGCCAGUAGCAUGCAGCCGCGCGAGCGUCCCGAGAGUGUUCAGAUCUUUGGCAAGACUCUUUUCAGCCGUCGGUCCAAACACAGAGCUGAGAGCAACCCCCAGAGCUCGUCAGAAACGUCACUAAACUCGGCCGACCUCUCACGGGAUCUGCCGCCUCUACCCACGUCUUUGUCCGUCAGGGACUCGGUCAUCCCAUCCUUCUUUAGCCGCCGCCGCGCCGCUACCCACAGCGAGUCGGCCCAACGCAAGCUCGUGAUAUCCGAGCCGUAUAACUUCCAGCACAUGGCACAUAGUCAGAAGGACCGUGCCGGCCGCUCAGCCCUGUCUUCGGCCCGUCCCCAGGACCCCCUUCACUUUGCCGACUUUUCGUCCGAAGAACUUCCCCUGCCCGAAGAGAUUCCGGCCCCGCGCCGUGUCCUCAAGCACACGCGGUCUCACGAGCAGUUGAACAAGCCGCCCCCGCGCCCUCCCAGGUCACCAAUCCAGCAGUCAUUUGGAGCUGCGCCUCCCACUCCGCCGCCACGCGUCUCCAGCCGAAUGUCGCUUCGCCGGGACUCUCUGGCUUCUUCUCUCGACCAGAGCACCACCACUCCCUUCCGUCAUCCCCAGCCCUAUGCCCCGGCCCUCUCCCCUCCGGCUCAAAGCUACACCCCGGCCCUUGACAUGGAUGCCAUCCCCGAGGAUGCGGCCCCCAAAUCCGACGACCUCAAUUGGCCCCUCCCAGCCGACGCCCCGCUGCCCGACGUUCCUGAGGAGGACGAAACGGGCAUGUCGCGCCCAUCUCGAGCCAGCGUGGUAAGCAAUAGGUCGCUGCGCGCCAGUCAGUCCGUUCCCGUGCUCAAGGCCCUAUCGCUGCGCCAUGACGACGGCUCCCGCCGCCGGUCUAGCGGAGCCUCCGACACUCUGGGCCGCCUCGACCUAUUUACGGCCCAACGUGCUCUCAAGGUCGGUCUGAACGACUCCAAUCCGUCUCAGAUAUCUCAUGAUAGCUGGGAGGACGACAUCGACUACUGCUACGAGCACGCUGCCGAGGCCGACUGCGACUAUGCCUGGGAACGUCCCUCGCUAGACCUAAAUCGCGAUUGCGAUUGCGAUACCCUGGCAGGGACGCCCCUCCCUGAUGGAACCCGCCGCGUCUCGCCAGCCACUCUCAGCCCGGGUUGCUUUGACGUCCCAGAUCUGAGCCCUGUCAGUCAGCUUUCGGCGACGGCACACGAAGCCAUCACUCCAAUCCUGCCCAACCCAAGGGCGUCAAACUUUUCCUUGCCUAUUGUCAAACUUGCCCGCACCUCGUCCGAGGGCAGCUUCAGAGAGUCUCAUGGCUUCACUCUCUCACCUUCACUCCUCAUCCCGGCCGACUACCGCGAAGCUUCUGAUGCCACCUAUGACUAUCACGAUACGUCUUAUCUCUCUCGUGCUUCUGCCUCUGACCUUUCGCGACCAUCUUCCCAGACUGGUAUGCAGAGCUCAGAAACUCUCCAUCGUUUCCCGUCGUCCGAGUCUUCCUGGCAAGUUCCCAUGCCCACGCUUGCCGAGUCCGACGACGAGAUUGCACACCUGCCUCUCGCCAGCAGCAGCGACUCGAACCUGGUCAGACUGGCCCUGUCCAAGCACUCUACCCACAGGUCCAAGGAGUCAAUCAUUGCGAGGCGUCAGCGCUCGAGAACUUCGAGUCUUAGCAACCAAUAUGCCCUUUUUCCCUCGCUCUACAUGGGCGGCAAUCGGAUUUGACGUGAUGUUCUGCUUGCGGCAAUGUGCUAUAUGACAGUGUUCCGCAUGUGCGAUCUGCCGCUUGACGGCGAUCUCCUGCACGGGCGAUCCGCCCUGCAUUCGGAUGUAUUUUCUUGUUUAUUCUUUGUCCCAUGGCGUGUCCACGGUAGUAGAUAGAGGAUCGGAUAACACAAAAGGAAGCCUGUUUAGAACGGCAUGGCGCGGACCGGGUUUUGAGAUUUGCUUGUAUAUAUGUGCUAUCAUAUCAUGCCAGCAUUGCGGCGUCUGGGAUUGGAUGUCAGUUCGACUGCUACAACUGGUCUAUACAUAUCAUACAUACA
Molecule: messenger RNA, 2932 nt
Organism: Lasiosphaeria miniovina
Lineage: Eukaryota; Fungi; Ascomycota; Sordariomycetes; Sordariales; Lasiosphaeriaceae
Exons: 1
Coding region: 492-2612 (706 amino acids)
Source: RefSeq, a predicted model, not a curated record